Messenger RNA from Laccaria bicolor S238N-H82, 3120 nucleotides. RefSeq lists its product as uncharacterized. NCBI's taxonomy places the organism in Eukaryota, Fungi, Basidiomycota, Agaricomycetes, Agaricales, Hydnangiaceae. Gene Ontology annotation, cellular component: HOPS complex; endosome. Gene Ontology annotation, biological process: intracellular protein transport; vacuole organization; endosome organization. The record is from RefSeq and is a predicted model, not a curated record. Gene Ontology annotation, molecular function: protein binding; protein-macromolecule adaptor activity. The transcript has 13 exons. The annotation marks the transcript as partial.
UGGCGCCAAUUCUCCUUCUUCGAUGUCGUUCCCGUGAAGGACGUACACGAUCUCGACAGCCCUCCCUACAUCUUCAAAGUACGUGCUUCCUCGAGCCUCCGGAUAACAACGCUCAACAAUUCACAUCACAGGCAGCCACAGAAAUAUCCACAGUCGCUUCGUCAGGACAUUCACGGGAGCAUACACCUCCUCAACAGGGACUUUGAAUCGACAAAUAGCUGGGUAGCUCAUGUCAGUGGAAGAGUAACACAUAUGGUGGAACGACAAGGCGUUCUAGUGACUCUUGGUGAAGAAGAUAACGUCAAAUCACCACUCCUCAAGAUCUGGGAUAUGCAGAACACAGACAAGAAAACGGGUUCUCCCCACCUCCUCCGCUCAACAAAAGUUCAGCUGAGCAAUCGUCCUCACCCCGUAACAACCAUAGCCCUCUCCGCCUCCCUCUCCCACCUCGCCAUCGGCCUCGGAGACGGCACCGUCCUCCUCUACCGCCACCUCGACCAAUCCCUCGCAUCAUCCACAUCCCUCACCUCCCUCCCCAAACCACGCACAGUGCACGAAUCGCCCACAGAACCUAUAACAGGGCUUGGGUUCAGAGAACCCACGGAAGAUAUCGUAAACGCGUAUUUGUUCGUGGUUACCACGAAUAGGGUGUUAUCGUACCAGGCUUCGGGGAGGGGGAGCGGGGGGAGCGCGACGGUUGUGGAUGAAGUUGGGUCUGGGCUUGGAUGUGCGACUAUGGAUUGGAGGAAGAGGGAUAUUGUGGUUGCGAGGGAUGAGGCGAUUUAUAUUUGUGGGAUUGAUGGGAGGGGGGCUUGUUAUGCUUAUGAAGGCCACAAAUCAUCCGUGCACACGCACCAGAACUACCUCGUCAUCGUAUCGCCGCCUUUCUUCCCCACUGCUACGGCGGCCUCUGCGACGGUAAGGAACUUUGUUGCAAGAUCUGCAAACCCAGGCGAGACGGACAUUACGAAAGUCAAUGUAUUCGAUCUGGAGAACAAGCUUGUGGCGUACAGUGGUACGUUCAAGCAGGGUGUGAAGGAGGUUAUAUCGCAGUGGGGCGAGAUAUAUGUGUUGGCUACUGAUGGCACUUUGACGUGUCUGGAAGAAAAAUCAACAGCGGAUAAACUCGACAUGCUUUACCGAAAGUCUCUAUACCUCCUAGCACUAAACAUGGCCAAGACGCAGAAUUUGGACGUGGCGAGUGUUUCUGAUAUACACAAACAGUAUGGGGAUCAUCUGUAUGGGAAGGGAGACUAUGACGGGGCAAUGCAGCAGUUCGUUCAGACGAUUGGGCACUUACAGCCCAGUUACGUUAUUCGCAAGUUCCUCGACGCACAAAGGAUUCACAACCUCGUAACCUAUCUGCAAGAACUCCACUCCCUAGGCCUCGCAAACUCAGACCACACCACCCUCCUCCUAAACACAUACACCAAACUCAAGGACGUAUCUCGACUAGACACGUUUAUCAAGACUGAGUCUAGGCGGGGAGACGACUCGGAUGAGCUCCCGUUUGAUUUGGAGACGGCUAUUAGGGUGUGUAGGCAGGCAGGGUACUUUGAGCACGCUGGGUACCUUGCGAAGAAGUAUCAGAGGCAUGAGGAUUACUUGAGGAUACAGAUUGAGGAUGCGGGGAAUUAUAAGGAUGCUUUGGUUUAUUUGAGGAAGUUGGGAUCUGAGGCGGCGGAAAGUAAUCUGGCACGAUAUGGACGCGCGAUGCUUAAUAGUCUUCCGGAGGAAACGACUCAGCUGCUUAUUGACCUGUGCACGAGUACAGGUCCACUCAUCUCCGAACCAGAGGAGAUCACGCCAAAGUCCCCUGCGGCAGCAGCUGCACCCUCCGGUCCAUCCUACCUCUCCUACCUCGCCUUGAACCGGAAUUCACCACUAGGGUCAGUACUUGGAGGCGUCUCCAUCUCAGGAACCAUAACCCCUCCUCCAACCACAACCGACAACAUCCCCCCCUCAAAAUCCAACACCCCCUUUGCUCCACCACCCAAAUCUCCCUCUCCCACACCGCACCACCGCCUCUCACCCAAACUCUACUUUCCACACUUUGUAGACAACGUCGACCAAUUUCUUGUCUUCCUCGAAACGGUGGCUGUUAGACGAUGGAACCAAUCUGUGGAUCCUACGCCGCCUACUCCUGGGAUGGUGGGUGUGUUGGGGGGUGUUGAGCCGCCUGAUGCGAGUGAUGAGGUGGGUGUUGAGAUGGAUAGAAGGGAUCAGGUUGCUGUUUGGAAUACGCUUUUGGAGCUGUAUUUGACGUUGCCUUUGCCAGGAGGUGCGAGGAAGGAGGCGAUGCGUGUGCUGAGGAGUGGGAAGAUCCCUUAUGAGCCGAUGCACGCUCUUAUCCUGUGUUCCACGCAUUCGUUCACGGAUGGGCUUGUGCUGUUGUAUGAGAAGAUGGGGAUGUAUGAGGAUGUGUUGAGGUUUUGGAUGGACAAGCAUAAUCAAGCGUCAUCCCCUGGAGCUUCUGCGAAAGUGGUGGAACAUCUCAUGCAUUAUGGGAACCAGCAUCCGCAUUUGUAUCCGUUGGUAUUGAGGUUCUUGACGUCUACACCGGAGUUGUUGAGGGAGCAUCAGGAGGAUGUGAGGGGGAUAUUGGAGUAUAUUGAUCAGGAGGAGAUGAUGUCGCCGUUGAGUGUCGUGCAGGUUCUCAGUAGGAAUGGGGUGGCGAGUGUGGGUCUUGUGAAGGAGUGGUUGGUUGGGAGGAUUAAGGAGGCUAGAGGGAUUAUUCAGAGUGAUCAAGAACUGAUAACUUCGUAUCGGACGGAGACGACGACGAAGUUGAAGCAGGUCGAGGCGCUCUCUGAUCCUGACAACGCGCACGUUUUCCACGUUACGCGGUGUUCGGCGUGUCAUGCCCAACUUGACCUGCCUAGUGUGCAUUUCAUGUGUGAUCACAGCUAUCACCAGCGAUGCAUAGCGGAACAUGAAACGGAGUGCCCGAACUGUGCGCAGGAACAUGGGGUUAUUCGGGAGAUAAGGAGGAACAAUGAGAGGCUUGCGGACCAGCAUGAUGUGUUUUUGUCGGAGGUUAAGGAGGGUGGGUUCGAGGCUGUUGCGGGGGCUUUUGGGAGGGGAUUGAUGAAUAUGGGGAGGGUGGAGGAGGUUGUGUAG